CAGGCAGGCAGGAAGCGGCGGUCUUGGAAGGGAGGGGCAGCACCAUGCAACAGAGCCCGGGGCCUGCUGUGUUGGUCACCACUAGACCUCUUCAAAAUGGCCACACAGGGAUAGACCUGUCAGUCCCAGAGUACCAGGAAAUCCGGGGAAAGAUGAUGUCUGGUCAUGUGGAAUAUAAUAUUGUAGUAGUUACCCAGCUGGCUGCAUUUAAAUCAGCAAAGCACAAACCAGAAGACAUCAUUCAGUUUAUGGUUUCUAAGAAGUACAGUGAGAUUGAGGAAUUUUAUCAAAGACUGGCCACACGGCAUCCACAAACCUCUCUGCCACCGCUGCCCAGGAAAGUGCUCUUCGUUGGAGAAUCUGAUAUUCGGGAACGAAGAACUGCGUUCAAUGAGAUCAUGAGAUCUAUCUCCAAGGAUGCAGAUCUAGCAACAAGCCCUGAAUUGCUGGAAUUCCUAGGAACCAGAUCCAUGAGCGUUGUUGACGUCAAAGGGAAAAACCUUCCUGAUAAAGAAGAGGAGGAAGAAGAAAACGAAGCCUUGGAUUUCUUCAGGGAGGAAAAGGUGCUCGAUGUGAUCCCCGAAUUCAAAACAUUGAAAGUGCAAGAUGUUAAAGUGGGGAAAGAAGUGGAGGAGGAGGAAGAGGAGGAAGAUGAUGUCGACCCACUUGGUGUUCUCAAAUCUAAAAAGACCAAGAAGCCCACACCCUCGCCUGUCAAAGAAGACAAACCCAAGCCAAGCCUUUUUGAUGAAGACGCGGAUUCAGAUGAAGGCCUGCAUGGUUCGGCUAAAGGUUCUUCAUUCAGUGGUGAUCUGAAAUUAUUUGAAGAUCCAGACCUUGGUGGAAUGGUGGCUCUAGGUGACUCACUGCUGUUGCCAACCGCCUGUGCCAGCAGAGAACAUGCAUUAAACGCUAGCCUUGAAGAGGACACUGAGGAACUAUUAAGAGUGGACGAGGAUUUUGAAGAAGUGUUGAAACUGAGCUCUAAACCCAAACCCAAACCCAGGACCAAGCCUGCAGUGCCACCUAAGCCAAAAGUACCAAAGAAGCCAGUAGUAAGUGAUACAAAGCUCUCAUUAUCACCAUCCCAAAGAGCAACACCAAUGAAAGAGAAGAUUCAAACCAUGGCUGAGGUAGACAUUCUCAAGUAUAUUCAGGAAAAUGAAUCCAUCAGCAGUGAAGAACCGAGUCUGUUCUGAAGUGUAGGUGGCCCAGGACCUGCCUCGGGAAGAACUCCCAUCAGCCUUCUGAGUGGCCAGCGUACCAUAGCACACCCAGGUGUCCUUGGUUGCCACUUUGCCUACUAGUUCAUUAAGAAAAAGAGAGCAGACACUUGACUCAGAUUUCUGGAAGCAGCAAUGAAUGGUGUGAUUUUACUACAGAACAAUUAUGAUCUAAUCAAUGAUGCCUUAUUUUUAAGAGAGUUUAAAGAGUGAGGCCAGGAUUGAAUUGAAAAUCUAGUUCACCGAACUAUAGUUGAGAUCAUGCUAUAGUAAUGUAUCUAUAUAACGUAGCUUUGGGGAAACUGUUUGACUGGAAGGUCCCAGAGUUAAGCAAGAAUAAAAGGAGGAGACUAAAAGAGCAAUCCUAUUGUCCCUGGGCAAGCAUCCCAGGGAUGAUAGGAUGGCUCAGAAAACCCCUUCUGAAGUCUGAGACAGCACUCUGACCUCAGAAGGGGGAGUCAGAGAUCCAACCCUUGACCCUGCCUCCUCGCAGCUAGAAGAUUGACCUUGCAGAGGGGGAAAGGAGGCAUUCUGGUGGGAACGGAGGGGGACAAGACUGGAGGGGCCAGGAUAUGACUUCUCCUGACUGUCCUCUAGCUUCCUUCCCUCCUACUCGAAAAAUAAAAGAGAUCAGAGGGACAGGAGGGCGUAGGAAUCUCAGAAGCCACUGCGUUCGGGGCCUUCCAAGCAGUGAAGUGGCAUGAGUUGGUUCGUAACAUUAAAAAAAAAAUACAAUUCUGUGCUUUUUAAAAGAAAACUGGAAAUAGUUGGAUUUCCUCCAGCUGUCACCCCUUGAAAGAAUUUGUAGAAAAACAUGGCGAUAGCUGUGGUGCAGCCUGCAGAGAAUAUUCAUGUAGAGUUGAAAUCCAUCGUUUAUUCAACCCAUGGGUGGUGGUGGUUGAAUUCGCUGCUGCCAUGAUGUGCAAACCCUGCCAUGCUAACAAACCAUGGUUUUCUAAUCACAAACAACCCAGAAAGAGAACCCAUGGUUUGUUGUUGGAUUGUGAACUCUGAGUUGUUUAAACCAUGGCUUGUUGUUACAAGUGAAUGCAGAGCUGUGGGUUGUUCAUGGGUCGUUUCACCAAGCUACAGAGAUGGUAGACAAGAGCAUAAAAGAAAAUCCUUCCACUUUGCAUGCCCAUAUUACAGCACUGCAAAGACAUUUGGGAUUGAGGGAGGGAGUGGGUGGAAGAAGAGGGAAACAAACAGACCAACAACUGAGGGGGAAAACCAUGGUUCAGUCAUCUGCCAGACAAAACCUGGAUAGGGCAACAAGCAAUGUGUUAAAUAAACUAUGGAUUAGCAUGGAUUGUCAUUAUUUCUGAACCAGGCCUAUGUGUAAACUAGGGCUGUGCAAGGUUUGAACCUUGGAUAUUCAAAUCCAAGGCUUAGAGGCCAUUUUGUGGCAGGUCUACCAUUUUAGGACAGGAUCCUCCAUUUUCCUGCACAGCCCUGAGCCACGGUACAGCCUACAUCCCCCAGCAUGCAGUGCCUGGGAGGGCUGGACUUACCAGCGAUCUCGCUAGAGGACGCCAGCAUGGCAGUGGGGAAGCCAGUGAUCGUGCGCAGCGAGGACACAUCUGCCUUCUGCUCCUGGCGGAUCCCAUCCAAAAAUGGCGGAUCUGUCACAAAAUGGCCUCUGAGCCUUGUAUUGGAAUAUCUGAGUUUCCAACAUUGCACAACCCUAGUGUAAACCUGUUCAGUGUGUCCAAGGGGUUCUACUUGAGCAACACGAUUGGUUUUCCAAUUUUCCUUUCCGACCACAGACAGACUUUUGUGGUGCGUUAGAAGCCAUUUCCAAAGGUCUCUAGAAGUUUGGGAGCAGCUUAUCAUGUGGCAGAGAGGAAGGAGGCUGCAGGAGUUCCCAGUAUAGCAUUUUGAUCCUGGUUUACACGUGCACCUGGUUUUAGUCUCUUCUUAACUUGGCAAUGUCCCCAUCCUUGGUGUUAAAAUGUGUGUCCUCACUGUUAAGAUUAAGCUGUUCAUUGGGCAGUGUUAGGUGAAAGCCAUCUAUAUUCGUCUUAGCCCAUGUUCAUGAAAAUGUUUGAGAUUGUUUGAAAGUUGCAGUUUUAUAGAUGCUCAUUCCUUGAUAAAGAUGCUUAUGUCAUUUCUGAUAAGGUUUGUAAGACGAACAGAAAUACCACAUUUUGAUAGUUGAAUUAAGACACAUUGGUUACUUGGCAGUGUAUAAGUAUUUGAAAAACUUGGGUUUUUUUGUUUUUAUGCAAAAUUAUCCCAGGUCUUUCCCAUCCCUUCCCAAGCAGGUGAUUGAGGCCCAUGAAAUAAUCUCUCUUGGGGAAAACUAAGCCAUAUCAAAUAUUUACUAAGCCAGUAAACCUGUCUUGAUUGCCUUUUGAAUACAGACCUGAGUGAAUGAGGCGGUGCGAGGGAAAGAGGAAGCAUUUAAAGCACUUUAUAGUAAUUGUGUUCAUGCUGUAUGAUGUUCAUAAUUCUAUUUUGGGUGAUAUUUAUUCCCUCUGGGGAAUGAGUAACAAAUAUUUCUGUGGCUCAAAUUAUAUACCACUAUAUGAGAAGUGCACAUUAGCAGUGUAAGUUGUAUUUGGUUUACCUAAACUAUUUGGGCCCCACUUCUACGCAUAUUUAGACAGAAAAAUAUCCUACAACUACCAGCAUGCCUCAGCUAGCAUGGCAGGUUUGGGGCAUGCUGAGAGUUAUAGGUCAUUUUUUCUGCCUAAACAAGCACAGGAUUGCGCCCUUAGUGUCAUUUUUCCUCUAUCCAGAAUAAUGUAAAUAUUUUUUAAAAAAACAUAUGGUAUAUUCCAUGCAAUACAGUACAUAACAUACAGUCUAAAUAAAUAUAUUGGUAUAUUAAUAUAACAUAUAGUCUGGUAAUACAAAAAGUUAAAAUAAUGCUGAGAAACAUCUAGGUUACAUUGAACAACGUCUGCUACUCAUUCGUAUAACCUAGGGCUGUUGAACCUGUUUCAGCCAGAAGGUCGAAUUUAAUUUCAGAGGAUCUUUGGGGCCCACAUUCCAGUGGUGGGUGAGGCCAAAUGCAAAGUGGGAUAGGAUGAAAGUCCAAAGGGGUGGUGACAAAAAUUCAAUAAACACCAGCAUGUGUUAGCUGAAGGCUCUUACUGCAAGUAUAUAAAAAAGCCUUAGCAGAUGCAUUUCAUCCUUUUAGAAUGGGGGGACGGGGACACAGUGCAAAUCCAGGAAAUCACCAAAUGAUUGGCAGUCGAGGGGAAAGGGGCGGGGCGGGGCUAAGGGAAGGGAGCAUGGCCAUCUGGGGAACUACAAAUUGGCACCUCAGGUGCACUGGAUUUGGCCGAAAGGCCUGAGGUGUAACACCCCUGAGAAAGCCGGUAGGCAUCCAAUUGGCAGCAUGGGUGGCACAGCCAGCUGGGGCUUGUGGCCUACGUAGACGGGAGCAGGAAGUCCUGUGAGCCUAGUUAUGACAUAGUCAAGCCCCCAUCUUCUGCCUGCUUCUCCUGCCUUGCCCUACUGCUGACUGCUCCUCAGCUCAGUUGACACGAAACCACACGAAGACCCAGGGAAGUUGCGCAUCUAGACGCUAGGAAGAUUGCAAAGCAGUUUACCACUGAGAAUCGGCAGUAUCGCAAGUCGUAGUGAGUAGCAUUUUGACUGUACGUUAUCUUCGAGCCUAAAGCUUUCUGACUAUCAAGCAGCUUUACGUAUUUUUGAAGUGGGUAACCAUUGAGCUUUUCACCGUGAGAUUUCCUUGACUAAAAGAGGUCUCACUGAUUGGGUGCCCCGUGUCAGUUUGCCAGCACAUGGGAAUGCCGGAGGGAAAGGGGACACGUGACACAAGUAUGCCAGAAGAGGUAAAGUCUAAAUUAUGUGUGCAUUAGAGUGGCAUCAUCUCAUAUUUGGGAUUUGUAACACAUUUCCAAAACAUAUUCUUGAGUUUUGUAAAAAUAAAUAAAAAUAAAUGCUUUAUUCUUUUUAUUAUUUAAAUACAUAGUAAUUUAAUAUCUUUUAUUCCAAAAUGCAAAGUAUAAUUCAGUCGUCUUUAUCGUUUAUUUCAUUGCCAUUGACAGUAACCAUGCAAGUGAUAUUCUUGAGCUUUGUUGUCAUGUUUCCUUAUUGUAAUUUCUACCAAUUUCUUGUAAUACAGUCUUUUGAUUUGUUAAUAUUAUAUAGUGCCCCUGAAGAUGAUCUUAAUUCAAAACAUAUUGGGCCUAAUACAGUAUACUUCUGUGUGCCUUCUUCCUUUCCUUUCCCUAUGUUUAUAAAUCUGAUUGGUUCACAAACACCUUAUUCACUGAUCAAGACACUGAUUAUCAUUCAAGGUGGAUGGGAAUUUGGAUCUGCAUAGUGCCUGUAUGCAAUGAAACAAAAUAGACUAGGUAGCUUAUUGUCCAGCGUUCUCCAAGCUGGUGCCCUCCAGAGGUUUUGGACUAUAGCUCCCAGCAUUCCUGGCUAUUGGCCAGGCUGACGGGCUGAUGGGAGUUGAAGUCCAAAACAUCUGUAGAGCAUCAGUUUGGAGAAGCCUGGUUUAGUCUGUUAGGGAUCCACCCUUAAAGGCAGCUUAAAAAUAUUUUUUAAAAAAACAAAAUAAAACUGUUGUAAUAGCA
Molecule: messenger RNA, 5782 nt
Organism: Elgaria multicarinata webbii
Lineage: Eukaryota; Metazoa; Chordata; Lepidosauria; Squamata; Anguidae
Gene: HS1BP3
Product: HCLS1 binding protein 3
Exons: 7
Coding region: 45-1199 (384 amino acids)
Molecular function (GO): phosphatidylinositol binding
Source: RefSeq, a predicted model, not a curated record